AGAAUAGGGCAUGUCUUUGGUGUUGUUUUAAACACAUCAACAAAUUACUUAUGGUUCAUGUGACUUCACACUAUGAAAAUUGUGGAAGUUUAUCCCUAUGCUGAUACAGACCUGUGGCAUUGUAUUUCAAUGGGGAAAUCCCCACCAGCGAUGUAAAAUUGCAACAUAUUGUUAUUGAUUUAAGCGGGAAAGCCCAGUGUACUUUACUUUUCUGGAUGCUGUAAUAGUAAUCUCAGGACAGCCUUGAGAUUCGUUUUCUUGUGCGCAUUCACAGUAAAUACAAGAAACAAUGGAAUCUAUGAAAGACUGCACCCAACAGGACAGACACCAACCAAUGUGCAAAAGAUGGGCUGCGCAAAUACAAGAAGAAAUAAGAAAUACAUAAGCAAUAAAUGUUGAGAACAUAAGAUGAAGAGUCCUUGAAAAUGUCCCUGGUGGAUUUGGGGAAGAGGUUGUUGGAGGCAGCUCGAAAGGGUCAGGAUGAUGAAGUUCGGACACUGAUGGCAAAUGGUGCUCCCUUCACCACGGAUUGGCUCGGCACCUCUCCUCUUCACCUUGCUGCACAAUAUGGCCAUUACUCCACAGCAGAAGUCCUUCUCAGAGCUGGAGUUAGCCGAGACGCUCGCACCAAAGUUGACAGGACACCACUACAUAUGGCAGCGGCGGAGGGCCAUGCAAGCAUUGUAGAACUGCUAAUCAGGAACAAUGCAGAUAUAAAUGCUAAAGACAUGUUGAAGAUGACAGCUCUACACUGGGCAGUAGAGCACAACCAUCGCGAGGUGGUGGAGAUUUUACUGAAAUAUGGAGCAGAUGUUCAUGCUCUGAGCAAGUUUGAUAAAAACGCCUUUGACAUCGCCCUUGACAAGCACAAUCCUGAUCUGGUGGCAAUGUUGCAGGAAGCCAUGCAGAAUCAGGUGAACACAAAUCCAGAGAGGACAAACUCGGUUGCUGUCGCAACCCCUCAGUUCAUCAUCGCACCAGCGGGGGUAAUGAAUCUGACCGGGUUAGUUUCUUCAGCACCUACCAAAACAACCUCAGCUGUGAAAGAGGAGGUUGUAACUACAGACUCUGUUGACUCUGCGAUUCAACAGGUGGUAGGGAGUGGAGGUCAGAGGGUCAUCACCAUAGUGACUGAUGGUGGCGUACAGCUGGGCAACCUUCAGGCCGGCCUAAGUACUGGUCAGCCGUUCAUUGUGACCAUGCAAGACGGACAGCAGGUUCUGACGGUCCCCACUUCCCAUGUCGAAGAAGAGACCAUCAUCACAGAAGAAAUGGCAACAGGGAAACAGUGUCAGGAGACGGUCCUUAACCACUCAGAGCCAAUGGAGAAGGAGAUGGAUGCAGAGUCUAUAGAAGGGAGACAAAGCAACAUCAACUUCUUGGACCCUAUACAGAUUAGAGAAGGAACGUUUGCUGUCUUAAGGCAAAUUAGGGUUGAUAAAUCUCUGUGGCCUGCCAAGGAGUUCUCUCGCACCCUGUGGGAGGCAAAUGCAGAAAUUGAAAAGGAUGCGAACGACUCUAUGGAGAGGGAGCUCCUUCAGAAACAGCUCCAUGAAGCAAACAGGAAGGCCCAGGAGUAUCGACAGCAGCUGCUGAAGAAAGAGCAGGAAGCAGAAGAAUACCGCAUGAGACUGGAAGCCAUUGCCCGGCUGCACACCACAGCUGAAGAAAUCACCGUGGUGGAGGAGGUUACAGAUGAUGGCACUGUCUCAGUCAUCAACAUGGCGACAGAGGUGGAGGGUCCUGAGACCACAGUGGAAACAAUGGAGCAGCCCCUGGACAUGGCAACAGAAACAGUGACUUCAUAAAAGCAUCCUUGCCUCCUCCUCAUUUUCUGACAGCCUCUUUCUGGUGUGCACGUGCACACACGCACACUCUAAGACGGUCAUAGACACCUGAGCAAAGCAAAAACAGCUUAGGGUCAGGCUGUUGCUCACUGCCACGCCACAGAAAUUGCAUAGAGACUCCUUUAGGAGAUCUAUACCAGGAAACCUCUGAACACUAGCAGGUACAAUUCUACCAUAAAUGGUUUGGGAUAGGAAACCUAAUCCACAUUUCCUGAUUAUACAGAGAACAAUCCCAUUGCUGGGAUGCAGGUGUGGAAGGGAAGCCUAUAAACACUGUGACUGAUGAUUUAUGAUUUAUCUUUUUUUGGUUGAAGGGAAGGCCAAUGGAAUAUUGCUGAUCCCACCCACCACCAGUGUACCCAAGCUCCUGCUCACUAAGAACAGGCUUCUCUUGGCGUUGGUUGUUUGAGAUUUUGUUAUCUUUAAGUACUUCAAACCAAAAAAAGCUGAAAUUUCUUGCCUCAAUUACGGAGAAAAGUGAGUGGAUAAUUUUAAAUUAUUUUUAAAUACAGAAUCUUCCACUGUAUAGUAUGCAAUCAUUCAGGGGGAAGAUAUUUGGGGGUUGGAGAGAUUGGGAAAAGAGUUCAGUGUUAGUCUUUUUUUUAAAGCAAAUGUUUUUGGAAUGAUAUUUGGUAUUUUCAAGCUUUUGAUAUCCUCAGCGAUGACUGUGUUCUAAACAUACUUACCCCCAGAAUGUGGGUAGGAACCAAGCUUUUUACUUUCUGUCAGCGUUUCUGGAAAAGUUUAUAAAGCCCCUUUGAUCUGUAUUUUGUAGGUGUUUCUGACACUGCUCAGAAAUGUCUUGAAAGGACACCAAUUGCAGUGAUUACUUUUUUAUGGAGGCAAAGGUUUGACUAGUAAUCUAUAGUGCUGGUUGCUGCCUGUCUCUUUGAGCACAGUAUUUCUCAUCUUUACAAACACAGAAGGAACAGUUGGUCCUUUGUAGGUAACUGUAAAGUGGAGGAGAUACAGGGCAAGGUUGAUGUAACUGUCUUGUCUUCAAUUUUGUUCAUUUCACUUUUUCUGAUGCUUGUUUUCAAGCUUAACCUGGGAGGGACCCAUUCUUUUGCUAGAAAGGUGAAUGGUUUAUGAUUCUAUAAUUAAACUUAGUGAUAACUUUACAAAUGUCAACUACGUUUAGAAAAUUCACUUUUUCUGACUACUUUAUCCAUUCAGAUCUACUUUCAUCCACACACUGUUGAACUUGAAGAUUUCUCUUUUUAAAAAGUGGGAAAUACUUUAAAUGCUUUUAUUCUUUGCCAUUACUCUGUGAUCCAGCAUUUGUUGAAUCACAAAAGAUGGGUAUUGUAGAAGGCAAUGCCAAUUGGCUUUGCUAGCUGGUGUACCUUGUCUCCAAAUAUCCCAGCUGAUCAUGUUUACAUGAGCAAGGCCAGUGAAUCUGAAGGCUGCUUCAAGAAUCUGAAGUUGGGAUUCACUUUAUCAUAUCUUCUGCGUGUUCAUUUCAUUUGCAGAAAUGUUCCCUCACCUCCAGGCUAGCUUCACUUCUAAUGUUGUAGAUUGCAAAUUUCUCAGUGAUUCGAAGGUCAACUGUGUGGAGUGAGAGUUACGAGAUCCCUACAGUCCCACAGAAGAGACUGCAGUGGAGCAAUCUACAAUGUUUGUGCACAAGAGGUGCAGUAAAGUGGGUGAUUUUCCCUUAAAGAGGAGGAUCUAUUGAGAGGAAUUCCCACUUUACUACCUUCUGCAGCCACACUAAUGCCCCCUGCCCCCAUCCCAAGAUGUACUUUUAACUGGUGGUCAUCUGUAAAAUGAACCACGAUGACACAUUUGCUGACAGAGUGGAAUAUUUAUACAAUUAUCAAGGCUUUCCAAAAGCACUUCCUAUACAAAGGCUAAAUAACAACUGCACUUGAGAUUUAGUAACUUUUUAAUGAAUUAUUUUUUAACUAAACCUUCUCUGUUCAGGACAUUGGCUCUACAACCAUGGUCUUGCUUCCGUUCUUCUAUCCCUUUCUUUAUCAUUUGAAAAGAACAGUACUUUUUAAAUUAUUUUUGUUGUCAUCUAAGGUGCCUGAUUUAGUUAUUUUGAAACUGAAUAUUCAGAUUACCUGGUAGUUGGUAUUAAUGCACCAUUUAAAAUGGUGUCUUUUUUUUUAAUCAAAUGUACAUUUAGUGUCAUAUUCAGCCUGUGGUACUGGGCAAGAUCGCUGACUUUUUUUUGUCAAGUGAGGAAUUGUUGUUGGAGGCACAGGGGGCUGUUUCAAUCGGCCGCUGGGAUUUGACAGCAUUAUUGCUCAGGCUGGCUGCCUGUACAUGUAACAAGUGAAUGUCAAUUUACCAGUGUCGCAGCCCACGGAGAAACAUCCCUAGUUAGACAAACCAAGAAUGAAGGUGGCCACAGUGUAAAUAUCUUUGUAAAAAGGCUGCACUCUUCAUUAAUUAGUCAGAAGCAACACUAUCCGUUCCAGGUUCUUUGGAUCAAAACUUUAUUGAGGUUUCAUUGGCAUCCACUCGUUUAAUUUGGGCAGCUAUGGCCCGCCCAUUACUGUCCCCAUUCUCUCCCCCUCCUUGUAAUAACUGGAGUUCUUCCUUAUUAAUGUGUGAUUAUGCUUCUACUUUCACUGAUUAAUUGAUUAUUGCUUUGAGUGUUGUGUGAAAUAAAUUUCAUUUGCCUGUUGGUUUUUAAGUGGUACCUCUGAGGGGGAAGAUAUAUUGACUGGAUCCAAACUAUUUUCCUCUCCAUUUGUAAUAUUUCUGGGGUGGCCAGGAAUCCUCUGAGCUCUUGAAUUUUUGAUUCCAGAAAGUUGGUUUGGCCAACAAUAGUGAGGUUCGGUGAGGAUUGUCUUCUUCCCCAACUUGCAAUGGACCUGGUUAUGAUGAGAGAAUGGAACCUACAGAUCAGAAUGCAGUACCAUGCUAGAGCUAAGGUCACUGUUCAAAUGGAAUGAUGGGGCAAGGAAUGAUACAGGUACUGUAGAAUAGAUAGGGAGCAGCUGGUGUUGGGCUGUCUGUAUAUCCUUUGUGUUUACUGUGUUUAUCUCCCAAUAGAGGGUGCUAUUGGACUAAUGCAAGAAACAAAUUACAGUACGUGCAGCUAGAUUUGUGAUGUGUACUGAUGCUGUUAUUGUAAUACUGUCAGCACGAGGAGACGGACCCCAUUUUCUCUGCGCUCUCCCAUUUGUUUUCCUAUUUUGCCAGCAAUGAACCUCCUAGCCAGGUGAAUCUAAAUGUCACAGCUUGAAGCUUUCCUUCUCCUUUAGGAUACCUUUCCUACCUCAAAAGUUUUUGUGGCUACAUCUUCAGCUAACUCUCCAGGUGAGAAUAGAAUCCACUCCUUGUUUUCCUAAUGUUAGCAGCCAGUCUGGGAGCCCUUUCCUAUUCUGGUUGAAUGUUUCCUGUGUCCAUACAGCAUCAAAACAUUAAUUGCACUGGUCCAGGUGAAAUAUUGUUGAAAACCCAAGGAAGAUAAUUGGCAACUUAGCACAGUACUCUGUGCAUGUUGGUCACACAGUGGGGUUAGGGUGUCAGUCUAGAAAUUAUUGUUAAGUUAUGGUUAUCCUGACAAUAUGAAAGGGGAUGGUCACUCAGUUGAAGGUGGUGACAAGGGAUCUGGAGAAUGGUGAAGUACGAUGUGACUGUAUUACUCAGCACUGAUGAAACCUGCGUCAUCUGGGGAGAAUAGUUUCAUGUUCCCCGAGCUCAGGAACUCCAACCUAACUUUUGUGAUUUCUACUUCCAUUUGUAAAAAUGUCUCUCUUAUCUGAGACCCAUAGCCUGUCAGAUUUAAAAUCCUGUGGUACUUUGUGCUGCAAAUUGUCUUCCUGCUUCAGUACUUUGUAGUGAAGAUCAGUGACACAUGUCCUAGACCUGAAAUUGACUGAUACUUAGAAGUUCUCUUCCCUGCCCCUCGUCCUCCCCCCCCCCCCCAAACCAGUCACUUUCAGUGGUUAUCCAGCCAGUCAUCAGGGACAAGCCUGGAAAAUUCUCCCCUCCUGCUUUCCGGCUAUUCACCUGAAACUAGCAGUCUGAGGGGUUGGAGGAUGGAACAAAAUAAGCAUUAGGUAAUUACGCCAAAGCUGGGGUGGAGCUUGGCCAAGACAAGUUCAUUCUGUACCACUUGAGAGCUUCAGCUGCUCACUGGAUAACUGAACUGUAACCCGCCAUGGUCAGGUGUUCUGAAUGCAGCAGAGGUUGUCUCUGUCUGUGGCUCAACAGAGAGUGAAACAUGGGUCCAGAAACUAAACUUCAGUCAUGUUAAAGUUGUCUGCAUGGCCAUCAGGCUUGAUUAGAUAAUGAACAAGCUGCGUAACUAACUUGCCAUGUGCAAAGAGAAAUUCCUGUCUAAUCAGGAUUAGUGGGAAAGCAGCCAACCUUAAGUCAUAAAACAGGGUGGAUGUGUGGGGCUCAGUUGUUGGGGUUAAGGAAAAUAUGUACGUUGUUGACAAUACGAAACUCCUUUAUGUCAGACUGCUGCCAGUCUGAAACACCUAUACUUGGUGUUUGUUGCUUGUUCUGUAUGGAAUGGGCUUCUGGAAACUAAGGUUUUUAAAAAUGGAGAAUCCAUAAUCUUUCCAUUUCAGGCUUGUGGAAGGGUAGGGUUUAGGUGGGUGGGAGAAUAAGUAACUAACAAUCCUCUACAAACAUCACGUUUGUAUUGUUUCUGUGGAAGGGAAGGUGAUGAACUUCAGCAAGAACAGUGUUGCUAUUUUGCACCAUCUCCUUUGUGCUCAUUCCACUAUGAAAGUGGAUGUUAUCAGUGUCCAAAUAUCCUGGGGUUGUCUGCACCACCCCUAUAACACAUCAGUUACCUUCCUCAUACUACUGCAUCUUGUGUUUUGUAAAUAUCUUACUGUUGUGUUCAAUAACCUGUGAGGUUUAUUGGCUGGACUGCUUACUUUUAAAUGUGGCAGAUGAGUGUCUGAGAUCCAGGGGGGGCAAAUAGAUUCUCUCAGUGGCUCCCCCAUUCCUUGUGUUACCAUUGCAUUUCCAGCUGCCAGUGUUCAUUGUACAGCUGUGGUCUUGUCCACUCUGUGUGUCUGGCUAUUUUAAUCCUGCUUGGCCAGCCAGCAUUGCUCAGGAAAGGCAUUUAUAUCCAUAUUUGUUUUCCUACGAUUUUAUCUAGAUUCUGCAUUUACCAAUUCAAAAGCUUGCAGUUCUUAGUGACCCUUUAAAAUUAUCAGUGGCCCAAUAAGGGAAUGAAUUCUCAUUGCCUGUGGCUGUGAGGAAGCCUUGAAUCAUACCUGGUGCGCCUUUAGUACAAUGUACUGUUACAGAGUUUCAGUAUCUUAUGUACAGAAUUCCUUGACAACUAGCUUUGUUUUUAGAAAAUGAUACAGAUUGUUAAAUAAAUCUUGUAUAUACAUUUUUGUACCAUUAUUAAGGGCAUACCUUUCCUAA
Molecule: messenger RNA, 7205 nt
Organism: Mobula hypostoma (lesser devil ray)
Lineage: Eukaryota; Metazoa; Chordata; Chondrichthyes; Myliobatiformes; Myliobatidae
Gene: gabpb2b
Product: GA binding protein transcription factor subunit beta 2b
Exons: 9
Coding region: 426-1808 (460 amino acids)
Biological process (GO): positive regulation of transcription by RNA polymerase II
Cellular component (GO): nucleus
Molecular function (GO): transcription cis-regulatory region binding; protein binding
Source: RefSeq, a predicted model, not a curated record